GGACGGCGGGGGCAAAGCUGCGGGCGGCGGCGAUGGCUGGGACGGCCGAGCGGCGGGGGCGACGGCGGGCGCGGGCCUCUCCGCCAAAUCCGCUGCCUUUCCACCUACACCAGCGAUCUCCACCGCGAGUUCCGCUAGAGCCACCAUUUCUCUCAACGCGAGACAGCAAUUCGCAUACGCUAGGAGAUGGAGGUCAUGGCAUCCCUCGUCAACAUCUUGGCGCUGAUCUCCGAGGCAUGCCGCAGCGCGGAGAAGCUGCCGGCGGCGCUGAUCACUGGCGGCGUCGUGGAGGCCGCGGCGGCGAUCUUCGUCGGUGUGUUCAAGGCGCCCGGAGGCAUAUUUCAACACCACGGCAAGGCGCCAUUCUACCUCUAUUACGGCAUCACAGGAGGCGUGGCCAUCUUCGGCUUCGCGGAGGCGUGGGCCGGGUUCUGGGUCUCCGGCGACCUCAACGGCCGGCGCGCCGUCGGAAAGACGAUACUGUGGGUGUCGAUUUUGCCUCUCGUCUUGGUGGCUGCGCUCGGAGGGUUCGUCUUCAUGACAUAGUUGCAAACCUCUGUUUCCUCUGUUUGUACGAGUGUGUGUAAUCUCCUGUACCUCUGUGUGUAUGCACUACUACUAGUUUGUACCUUUGCGUGUAAUCCAUAAUGCUUUUAGUGUACUUAUGAUAUUUUCAGUUAUUAUGUGAUGUAGCAGUGUGAUUGUUAACUUUUAUGAGGUUUUAUGUAUCAUACAUGAGGUUGUUUAUGUUCUUUUAUCCAUGUUCCUA
Messenger RNA from Oryza sativa Japonica Group (Japanese rice), 769 nucleotides. RefSeq lists its product as uncharacterized. NCBI's taxonomy places the organism in Eukaryota, Viridiplantae, Streptophyta, Magnoliopsida, Poales, Poaceae. The record is from RefSeq and is a predicted model, not a curated record.